Molecule: messenger RNA, 2049 nt
Organism: Lobosporangium transversale
Lineage: Eukaryota; Fungi; Mortierellomycota; Mortierellomycetes; Mortierellales; Mortierellaceae
Product: translation initiation factor eIF-2B subunit epsilon
Exons: 6
Coding region: 1-2049 (682 amino acids)
Biological process (GO): biosynthetic process
Cellular component (GO): eukaryotic translation initiation factor 2B complex
Molecular function (GO): translation initiation factor activity; guanyl-nucleotide exchange factor activity; translation initiation factor binding
Source: RefSeq, a predicted model, not a curated record
AUGCCUCCAAAAGAAAAAGUUGAAUCCACAGAGCAGCUAUUGCAGGCGGUCAUUCUUGCUGACAGUUUUGACGAGCGAUUCCAGCCCAUUACUCUUGAAACUGCUCGAUGCCUGUUGCCUCUUUGCAAUGUUCCGCUCAUUUCAUACACAUUCGAGUUCCUAGCUGUUGCUGGUGUUCAGGAGAUCUAUGUCUUUUGUUGCUCUCAUUCCGAAAAGGUCAAGGACUAUGUCAAGCAAUAUGAAAAGACAUCCAACAUGAAGAUUCAUACGAUCGUAUCACAGGAGUGUUAUUCGGUCGGAGACGCCAUGAGAGAACUUGAUGCUAAGCAGUUAAUCGAUACGGAUUUCAUUCUUGUCAGUGGAGAUGUGGUCUCAAACAUGAAGUUGGACAAAGUCUUGGAGGAACAUCGUGCCAGACGUCAGGCUGAUAAAAGUGCAAUCAUGACCAUGGUUCUCAAGAAAGCUAGUCCACAUCACAGGAGUCGAGCUGUAGGUGAUGGAUCGCUUUUUGUACUGGAUCAGUCGUCAAAGGAAUGUUUGCACUACCAACCUGUCAAGGCGUUCAAGAGUACACGCCAGGAUCGGAGAAUGACUAUGGAUAUGGAGAUUUUUGAAAAACACCCCGAAAUCCAGAUCCGAAAUGAUCUGAUUGAUUGUCAAAUCGACAUUUGUUCUGUUGAAGUGCCAGCAUUGUUUACAGAGAAUUUCGAUUAUCAGGACAUCCGAGCAGAUUUUGUCCAUGGUAUCUUGACUUCAGAUCUGUUGGGCAAGACCAUUCAUUUCCAUGAAGUCAGUGAUGUCUAUGCAGCCCGUGUCCGGAGUACACAAAUGUAUGAUGCCGUUAGCAAGGACAUCAUCUCUCGAUGGACAUUCCCGAUGGUACCUGACAGUAAUUUGCCAACAGGGGAUUGCUAUGAAUACAGGCGUGGAUUGGUUUAUAAGGAGAAGAGCGUGGUUCUCUCCAGAACCUGUGUCGUGGAGGAAAAAGUGGUCAUCGGAGCAAAUACGCAGAUUGCUGAGAAUUCUGUGCUAUCUAACUGUGUCAUUGGCAAGAACUGUGUCAUUGGUGCUAAUGUCAAGAUCGAUAAUGCAUACAUUUGGGAUAAUGUCACGGUCAAGGACAACUGUGUGGUUCAGCGUAGUAUUAUUGCUAAUGGAGCAGUUCUUGAACAGGGAGUGACUGUCAGCAAAGGUUGCUUAAUCUCAUUCAAUGUGAUCAUAGGAGCCAACACGACUGUACCACCUUAUAGUCGUAUUACCGCCUUACCUGAUGAGGAAGAAGGAGAAGAUGAACUGGUAUCAGAGCCUGCUGUCGUUGGUGCUACAGGUCACGGCCGCUCGUUCAAGGAAGCAGAGGAUUCAGAUGAUGAGGAAGAUCAAGUCGAUCCAAGAAACAAGCAGGUGAACCGUUUAGCAUUUGAUAUGUCCGCACUCAACUUUGAGACGCUACAGCAAGAGGAAUCUGCGUCUGAAUUUGAGAGUGAAGCAUCAGAUGUGGAGGAAGAUGAGGUUAACCCUGCAGAGGAACUGGACCGUGAGAUUACUCAAACCUUGGAACGUGCUUUCAAAGAGGAUCAUGAUGUGGACAUUGCAGCCCUAGAGUUAAACACAUUGCGUAUGGCCUCUAAUUCCAAUUUUCAUGAGAUGCGCAAGAGAAUUAUCCCUGGUGUGCUCAAGAACAUCGAUUUGAGCGCUAAAGCUGGUUCCAAGAAGACAGUCAAGGCGGUUCUGACACAAUGGGGCCCUCUUAUUGGAAAGAUGAUUCAUGAUGAAGAAGAUCAAGUUGAUGGUUUGUUUAUUUUACAAAAAGCAUGUGCAACCAUAUAUGAGGACCCAGCUCUGGCACAAAAGAUCUUUGCACCUACAUUGCGGUACUUUUAUGACGAAGAAAUUGCAGAGGAGGACUCUAUCUUGAAGUGGUAUCAUUCUGAGGCAAGCCGGGACGGCACUGAGACGGAGAAGAGACUGCACAAAGUGGCGACUCCUAUGAUUGAAUUUUUGGAACAAUCAGAGUCAGAAGAGGAUGAUGAAGAUGAAGAUUCGGAGUAG